AUGAGGCCGCCGAAGCCGUGGCGGCGGCUGGUUGGGGUCUCCUUCGGGAUGUACACGGCCGAGGAGAUCAGGAAACUGAGUGUAAAACCCAUAACAAAUCCUCAGUAUUUGGAUAAUGUGGGGAAUCCAGCCGUUAAUGGACUGUACGACUUGGCUUUGGGACCUCCAGACUCCAAAGAAGUGUGUGCAACUUGCAUGCAGAACUUCAGCAACUGCCCUGGUCAUUUUGGCCAUAUAGAACUGCCUCUGACUGUGUACAACCCUCUGUUUUUUGAUAAAUUAUACCUUCUAAUUCGAGGUUCUUGUUUAAAUUGUCACAUGCUGACAUGUACUCGAGCUGUGGUUCACUUACUGCUAAGUCAGCUGAAGGUUCUGGAGAAAGGGUUGCUUCAUGCCGUCCAUGAUCUUGAAGUCAUUCUGAACAGGUUUUUAGAGCAAUGUGCAGAUGCAACAGGUGCAGAAAUUGAAGAAGAGUUAAAUCACCAUGUUCAUGAAAUACUACAAAGUCAUCAAGUAAGAGAUCAGUGUUCAAAUGUGAAAAAUGUAUGUGAGUGUAGAAAUAAAUUGAUAGCACAGUUCUGGAAAGCACAUAUGAGUUCAAAGAAAUGCCCAAAUUGCAAAUCUAGGAGAUCACUAGUGCGAAAAGAGCAUAACAGCAAGCUGACAGUAACCUAUCCUUCUACAGUGUACCAUAAGUCAGGAGAGGAAGGCAGCCUGGAUGAGCCAGCAGCUAUUGAUGAAAGUCAGUUAGGGAAGAGAGGAUACCUGACACCGAUGACUGCCAAGGAAUACAUCCUGGCUCUGUGGAAGAAUGAAGGUUUCUUUCUGCGUUAUCUCUUCCCUGGGAUGGAUCCCCAUGAGAGUUCGGGGUUCAGUCCAGACAUUUUUUUUUUAGAUCUACUUGUGGUUCCGCCUUCAAGGUAUCGGCCCGUAAAUCGUGUUGGAGACCGACUGUUUACAAAUGGUCAGACGGUGAACUUGCAGGCUGUCAUGAAAGAUGCCAAAAUGAUACGGAAGCUCUUGGUUUUUAUGGCAAAAGAACAAUGUCAGCCAAUAAAAAUUGCAGAAGAAGAAAUCCAAACAGAGACAGGAGAGAAUAAUGAACCUCUGGACAAUUCUGUCCUGACAAUGAUUCCAGGACAGACCAUUGCAGAUAAGCUGUACAACGCUUGGAUUCGUCUUCAGAGCCAUGUCAACAUUGUAUUUGAUAGUGACAUGGACAAACUAAUGACAGAAAAAUACCCUGGUAUUCGUCAGCUAUUAGAGAAAAAGGAGGGACUGUUCCGCAAGCACAUGAUGGGAAAGCGUGUGGAUUUUGCUGCUCGAUCAGUCAUUUGCCCCGAUAUGUACAUUGGUACUAAUGAGAUUGGCAUUCCUAUGGUAUUUGCUACCAAACUGACUUACCCUCAGCCAGUCACUCCCUGGAAUGUCAAAGAGCUGAGGCAGGCUGUCAUAAAUGGCCCAAAGGUUCACCCUGGGGCCUCCAUGGUCAUUAAUGAAGAUGGAUCUCGUACAGUGUUGAGUGCAAGCAGCCUGACCCAGAGGGAAGCCAUAGCUAAGCAGCUCCUCACUCCUUCUUCAGGCGCGCCCCAGUCAGGACUGAAGAUUGUAUGUCGACAUAUUAAAAAUGGAGAUGUCCUUUUACUGAACCGCCAGCCCACUCUUCAUAGACCUUCCAUCCAAGCUCACCGGGCCCGAAUCCUGCCUGGAGAAAAAGUGCUGAGGCUUCACUAUGCCAACUGCAAGGCUUACAAUGCCGAUUUUGAUGGGGAUGAAAUGAAUGCCCAUUUUCCACAGAGCGAGCUGGGCAGAGCAGAAGCCUACACCUUAGCCUUUACUGAUGAACAGUAUCUGGUUCCAAAGGAUGGGAAGCCACUUCCUGGCUUGAUCCAGGAUCACAUGAUUUCUGGAGUCAGCAUGACAAUCCGGGGCUGCUUUUUCACCAGAGAGCAAUAUAUGGAGCUUGUUUACCGAGGACUAACAGACAAAAAAGGAAAAAUUAAAAUCUUUCCUCCUGCCAUUAUGAAACCACAGCGAUUAUGGACAGGAAAGCAGGUUGUUUCUACAUUGUUAAUAAACAUAAUUCCGGAAAACCACGUCCCACUGAAUUUGACUGGGAAAGCUAAGAUUGGUGGAAGAGCCUGGGUAAAGGGACCUGCAAACAGAUGUCUAAAUCUUGAUUCAAUGUGUGAAUCUCAGGUUAUUAUUAGAAAUGGGGAAUUACUGUGUGGAGUGUUGGACAAAGCUCACUUUGGCAGCUCUGCCUAUGGCCUGGUCCACUGUUGCUAUGAAAUCUAUGGGGGUGAAACCAGUGGGAAGGUGCUAACAUGUCUAGGACGUCUCUUCACUGCUUACCUGCAGCUGUACAGGGGAUUUACAAUGGGGAUUGAAGAUAUUUUGGUUAAACCUGAAGCAGACCACAAAAGACAAAAAAUCAUUGAAAAGUCAAGCCAGCAUGGUAUUGAAGCUGUUCGAGCUGCUCUUAAUUUGCCAGAAACUGCAUCAUGUGAGGAGGUCCAAGGGAAAUGGCAGGAUGCCCAUCUCUGCAAAGACCAGAGGGAUUUUAACGUGGUUGAUCUGAAAUUCAAGGAGGAAGUAAACAGUUACAACAAUGAAGUUAACAAGGUUUGUAUGCCCCUUGGUCUCCACAGGAGCUUUCCAGAGAACAAUUUGCAGUUGAUGGUACAGUCAGGAGCCAAAGGAUCCACUGUAAAUACAAUGCAGAUUUCUUGUUUGCUGGGCCAGAUUGAGUUGGAAGGUCGAAGACCCCCACUGAUGGCAUCUGGCAAAUCGCUGCCAUGUUUCCAGCCUUAUGAUUUUUCCCCUAGCUCAGGAGGAUUUGUGACUGGCAGAUUUCUCACUGGGAUCAAACCUUCUGAAUUCUUCUUUCACUGCAUGGCUGGCAGGGAAGGUCUUGUGGAUACAGCUGUCAAAACCAGCCGUUCUGGGUACCUACAAAGAUGUAUCAUAAAACAUUUGGAAGGACUGGUAGUUCAGUAUGACCUGACUGUACGAGAUAGCGAUGGCAGUGUGGUGCAGUUUCUGUAUGGAGAGGAUGGGCUUGAUAUCCCUAAAACUCAGUUCUUGCAACCUGAGCAGUUUCCUUUCAUUGCAGAAAACUAUGAGGUAAUCCAGAAGACAAACCAUCUGGAUGAAGCUUUAGCAAGGAUGGAGUCUCACCAAGCUAACCAGCAGUUCAAAGCCAUCAAAAAGUGGCGAGCCAGGCACCAAAACUCUGUGCAAAGAGAAGGAGGUUUUCUGAUGUUUUCCCAAAAGAAAAUGGCAAGUGUAAAAGCACAGAUUCCAGGAGGAGAAGUCAAAAACGGAAGAGAUCCUGCUACUUUACAGUUAUUGAAGAUGUGGUAUGAACUAGAUGAGAAGAAACGAAGAAAGUAUCUGAAGAAGACAAAUAAGUGUCCUGACCCAAGCCUUGGUGUUUGGCGUCCAGAUACUUAUUUUGCGUCUGUUUCAGAAACAUUUGAAAACGGAGUCAAAGAUUAUAUCAACAAAUGGGAAUCUGAGAACAGACGAAGUUAUAUGCGCCCAGCACUUUCUUCUGAUAGAUUAAAGGAUUUGUUGUACUUAAAGUGGCAGCGAUCUCUUUGUGACCCAGGAGAAGCUGUGGGUCUUCUUGCAGCCCAGAGUAUUGGGGAACCUUCCACACAGAUGACUCUGAACACCUUCCACUUUGCUGGCAGAGGUGAAAUGAAUGUCACAUUGGGUAUUCCAAGGUUGCGGGAAAUAUUGAUGGUAGCCAGUGCAAAUAUUAAAACGCCAACGAUGAGUGUUCCUGUGUUCAAUACCAAGAAAGCUCUCAAGAAGGUGAAACAGCUUAAGAAACAGCUCACAAGAGUGUGCUUAGCUGAGGUCUUGCAGAAAGUUGAGAUAGAGGAAUCCCUGCAUGUGAAGUGCAAGCAGAACAAACAUCGUCUCUACAAAAUCAAAUUCCAUUUCUUGCCCCAUGAAUAUUACCGAGAGGAGAAGUGUGUGAAGCCCAGGGAGAUCUUGCACUUCAUGGAAACAAGGUUCUUUAAAAUUUGUCUGGAAGCAAUUAAAAGGAAGAACGCAAAGGUGUCAUCUUUUACUGAAGUCAGCACCCGGAAGGCAACUCGGAAAGAUUUAGAUGGUGACCAAGACAAGAAUAAUCAGGAAGCUCCAGCAGAGGAAGAAGAGAACAUUGUUGAUGCAGAAGCUGAUGAAGGGGAUGGUGAUGCUACAGAAGCAAAACGGAGGAAGAACCAAGAAGAAGAGGUUGAUUAUGAGAGUGAAGAAGAGAAUGGGGAAGAAAACAUUGAUGAGAAUCUAGAAGAUGAAGAGGCUGAAUCAGAAAAAGAAGAAAGGACUCCCAGUGCAGAAGAUCAGAUUGGAGCAGAUGGUGAUGAAUCUCAACAUCUUUCCUUUAUGUCUCAGACUAAAAAAGAAAAAGAUCGAUUGCUUCAGUCAGCAGAGGUGCGAGUAAACGCUGUUCUGGACAGCCACCCAUCAAUACAGGAUUACACGUUUGACACUGAAAAUGAACUUUGGUGUGAGGUUUCAUUGACGCUUCCGUUGAUGAAGGUGUACUUCGAUCUCUCCUCCUUGCUUGUCUCUCUUGCACGAAGCACAGUCAUUCAUGAAGUGAAGGGGAUCACACGAUGCUUGUUGAAUGAAAGUACCAAUAAGCAAGGAGAGAAGGAACUCAUUCUGCAUACCGAAGGGAUAAACCUUGCGGAGCUGUUCAGAUACUCUGAUAUUUUGGACCUGAACAGACUUUAUUCCAAUGAUAUUCAUGCCAUGGCUAAGAAUUAUGGAAUCGAGUCUGCCCUGAGGGUGAUUAUAAAGGAAAUAAAAGAUGUAUUUGCUGUAUAUGGAAUUGUGGUAGACCCUCGGCACCUUUCACUUGUGGCAGAUUACAUGUGUUUUGAAGGAUUUUAUAAACCGCUGAAUCGUUUUGGAAUUCAGUCCAACUCCUCCCCUCUGCAACAGAUGACAUUUGAAACCAGCUACAAAUUCUUGAAGGAAGCAACAAUGAUGGGUGCCCAUGAUGAACUGCGAUCCCCUUCUGCAUGCCUAGUGGUUGGAAAAGUUGUUAAAGGAGGGACUGGUUUGUUUGACCUCAAGCAACCUCUCACAUAGUGUUUUGGUUAUAACUUAAGGAUUCUGACUAAAAUGUUCAUCCUAAGAGAUACGUAUGCUCUACCGCUAUGCAACAAGGGCACAUACUGUGUCCCCAGUCAUCUUCCCUGUGCCAACAGGUUUGUUAAUCUGGAUACCUGAUGAGCCUAAUCUAUUUAAUGAGAAUGUCUGCACCUAUAGGAGCUAUCCUUUGAUCCAAAGAACCAUUCAUUUACUGUUCAUUAAUGUAAAAAAUGAAAUUAUUUGUUUACAUGGAAAAGAAUAAAAUGAAGGAGACCGUCUGGGUCUCAAACAGGCCGUGCAACAGCUGUGGCAGACAGAAGUCAAAGCAGAAUCUGUUUGUGCUGUCUAGUUUUUGUGGGGCAGAAUCCCGUCGGGGUGGGUAGUGCCAGUUGCCACGCGGCUGUUACGUGGCAAAUUUCCAGUAUUGGAAAGAGCAUUCAGACUCACGGGUGUAGCUGGGCAGCGCUGUGCUGAAGCUUCAACAUUGUACUGAAGCGUCUGUGUUUGAGGCAUAUCCUCUUCUUUUCCUGUACUUGUGUGCACUGCCAUGACUUUCAUAAGCUUUAGAGGAUGCAUUUUCCUAUUCUGCUACUUCAUUUUUUAAGAAUUAUGUGUCUGUGACACAAUUGUUAAAGUUCUUUAUUAGCCGAAGAUGGGAAUUCAGUUUUUGUGGUUUCUAUAGGCAUUUGCCAAUGCCUACUCUUACGACUUCUUUGUACGAAACAGAUCUCCGCACAGUGAGAAACCUGACAUUUGAUAAACAUUUAUUCCUUCAAUGGCAACGUGAGCUGCUGUAACAGUGACUACACAAAAGACUCCUGUUAAGAAUUACCGAAACAGAGUUUUUUAUCUUUUUUUGCUUAAAUAUUCUGUAUCAAAGAGGAUAUUUAAUAAAGGACACUGUGAAGAG
Molecule: messenger RNA, 6028 nt
Organism: Aptenodytes forsteri (emperor penguin)
Lineage: Eukaryota; Metazoa; Chordata; Aves; Sphenisciformes; Spheniscidae
Gene: POLR1A
Product: RNA polymerase I subunit A
Biological process (GO): DNA-templated transcription
Cellular component (GO): RNA polymerase I complex
Molecular function (GO): DNA binding; DNA-directed RNA polymerase activity
Source: RefSeq, a predicted model, not a curated record